AUGUUCAGAGCGCAACUGCGCCGACAAGCAUUUGGCCGCCUCCCGAAUGUCUACUCCCCCUCAAGGCUAUCCCAAUAUGCCGGCGUGACAACAUCGGCUCUAAUCAUCCGGAUAAAGGAUGCCACGAUAUAUAAGGACGUUCUAGAUCAGGACAAGGCCUCUCCUCUCUUCAACAAUGUGAACUUCACCCUGAGCGGAAAGAACGAACACUGGGCCAUUAUUGCUCGUAAUUCGUCCCUUCGCACCGACUUCCUGCAAAUGCUACAUGGCAGAUAUCUUUGCACGCCGCCAGACGCCCGAACAUACCCUCAAUUUACUGCGCGCCAAAUCCCUCUUCAGCAGGCCAUUGGCUACAUCGGAUUCGAUGCAGAAAGAGAUGGUCUGGGUGGAACUGCCGUCAAGGGUGCCUACAUGAGUCAGCGUUACGAGGCUCACCGCGAAGUCACCGACUGGUCUUUGUUGAAUUAUCUGGAGGGAAACACCGACUUGAAUGCUCUUGAAAAGCCUGCAGACUCUCUAGAUACCCAACUACUAGCAAAAAUUGUGAAAAGUCUCGAUCUAGAGCCGCUGCUACAGCUGCCUGUCAGCAAUCUCAGCAAUGGGCAGACUCGCAGGGCUCGAAUUGCAAAGGCCUUGCUCGCCAAACCCGAGCUUCUUCUCCUCAAUGCGCCGUUCAUGGGGAUGGAUCCUGUGAGUCAGCUGAAAAUAUCAUCUUUCCUACAAGAGAUGGCCAACGUCAGCCUCCCGAAGAUUAUACUAGCCAUUCGACCAGAAGAAGACAUUCCUCCUUGGAUCACACACAUCUUGCACAUAAAUCCAAAGACGGCAGAGAUAAUUCAGGGUACCACAGCGCACAUCUACCGCUCCAUUCCGAGAUUGGCUUAUCUAUCAGGCCCCUUUGUAGGGGUUGAUCUGCCGACUCUUAUGACCAUGAAGUGUAACCUAAAUUCCUUACUACCGAGGUCCCUCGCAAGGAGGCAGCACGAUACAGAGGUGAGUCGAGACUAUCUGCCUGCCUUGCACGACCCACUCCCACCCGGUCCUCCACUGGUCGAGAUGCACGGCGUCAAAGUUUCGUACAAUGUGACGGACAAUGUCGACAAGAAGACUGUUUUGGGUGACUGGUCCGAGAGUGUUGAGGGCACGAAAAGAGAGGGUUUGUGGUGGAAUGUCCAUCGCGGUGAACGUUGGGGAGUUUUUGGGCCCAACGGCUCGGGCAAGACCACUCUAUUAUCGCUCAUCACCUCCGACCAUCCGCAAACCUACGGUCUCCCUAUCAAGCUCUUCGGCCGCUCCCGCAUUCCCUCUCCUGGCGAACUUGGCAUCAGUAUAUUUGAGCUACAGUCUCGCAUAGGACAUAGUUCCCCUGAGGUCCACACGUACUUCCCCAAACAACUAUCGAUUCGUCGCGUUCUAGAGAGUGCUUGGGCCGAUACUCCACUUUCCAAACCGCGCUUGACACAUCAGAACGACGUUCGUAUAGGCGCCUUCCUGCGCUGGUUCGCCCCAGAGCUAUCGCCAACCAAGACCAGCGAACUUCAGAAAAUUGCAGAAACCCCAUUGCGCGGCAAUUGGCGCCGCAGUGGCGAAAUGAGACGCAAAUUGGAGCAUCUCAACAUCGUCAGCAACGACAUUGACUGGGCCGACAGUACGACCUUCCGAGAUCUGUCCUUUAGCUCACAACGAGUGCUACUGUUCCUUCGCGCACUAGUGAACAGCCCGGACUUGGUUAUCUUGGACGAAGCUUUCAGCGGCAUGGAUAAAGAGGUUCGCGACAAGUGCUUAUUGUUCCUUUCUCAGGGUGAAAAGAUGAUUUUUAAGCCCCACGGAAAGACCUUGAACGGCAAUACCAGAUAUAGUAAGAGUUUGCAAGCCGACAAUGAUAUGGUUAACUUUGGCGGCCUCGAAGACAGACAGGCAUUGUUGACGAUAAGCCACGAUAAGGAGGACAUUCCCGGGUGCAUCAGGCAAUGGAUCUGUCUUCCAGAGCCUGGCGAGGGCAAAUCGGCCAGAACUGGUACAUUACCAGGGCCUCUAGAACUACACCCUGAGAGUUGGAGAAAGAUUUGGAAGCUUCCUCCUCGCCCAGAGAUGCCCACAAUUGGAAGACCUGGGAGGGGGCAGUAUCCCCGGCGGAAGAAUUACAAGCAAGCUGGGAAUGAAUAG
This is a messenger RNA of Aureobasidium subglaciale EXF-2481, 2166 nucleotides long. RefSeq lists its product as uncharacterized. The transcript has a single exon. Bases 1 to 2166 code for a protein of 721 amino acids. Gene Ontology annotation, molecular function: ATP hydrolysis activity; ATP binding. The record is from RefSeq and is a predicted model, not a curated record. Gene Ontology annotation, cellular component: mitochondrion. NCBI's taxonomy places the organism in Eukaryota, Fungi, Ascomycota, Dothideomycetes, Dothideales, Saccotheciaceae.